AUGGCCCAACUGAGAUUCGCAAGGCAAAGGGCCAUCGUCUUCGUCACCUUCGUUGCCUCAAUAGGACAGUCUUUCAAUGAAAUUGCCCUGUUGUGGAGAUUGGUUGACGCGCUUUCCUUCCGUUGCCUUUGGCGAACUGCUGAACCUCAAGCCUGGCCAUGGAACACACGUGCUUUCCCCUACAGACAACCCAAGGUUAGCACUGUUUUGUCAUGCAACCCCAUACACGGCGUCGACGGCGACAUCCCCGUGCACGGCGGUGGGCGAGCCCUCUCAGCCACCCCACCCCCACCGUUUGUUUCUUUCACGAAACAUACCAGAGGAAGUCUCUUGGAGCAGCUUCCUUCGGACCUUUCCCUCCCCUCACCUUUUCCCAUUUUAGCCCAGGGAAGAAAGGAAGCGGCACCGGCGGAGAAGGCUGACUUGCUUCGUGGAGAAGCACCGGAGGCCGGCACGGCGGCAACAAAAGGCCGGCCACCGGCAAUCCACCGUCGCUGGAGCUGGAGCUGCGGCGGCAAAGACGAUGAUGCUCCAUCUGGUGGUCGCCGCUAAGAUGAAGCUGCUGGCUGGCGUUGGCCACGGGCCGUGCGCCGGGCAGCUCCUUGUGGUGUUGCUAGGGCCCUUCGUGCUGAAGCUGUCCAUGAGCAGGUAUGCGCCUGGCGGCAUGAGGGACCUCGUCCUCUCUUCCAGGCUCUUCCUCUUCCGGCUUGGCCGGAUACUCUCCCGGGAGCAGCCCGGCGCGGGGAGGUGGGAGAGAGCGCUACGACUGGUCUCUGAUAGAUUGGACGAGGCCCGGCGGCUCGAGGAGUCGUCGCCUGACGAGCCUAGCCUCCAUUUAGUAGCAAUGCUGGCGCUCUAA
Molecule: messenger RNA, 859 nt
Organism: Spirodela intermedia
Lineage: Eukaryota; Viridiplantae; Streptophyta; Magnoliopsida; Alismatales; Araceae
Source: the annotation of a GenBank genome assembly